Molecule: messenger RNA, 3028 nt
Organism: Triplophysa dalaica
Lineage: Eukaryota; Metazoa; Chordata; Actinopteri; Cypriniformes; Nemacheilidae
Gene: orai1a
Product: ORAI calcium release-activated calcium modulator 1a
Exons: 2
Coding region: 175-876 (233 amino acids)
Biological process (GO): store-operated calcium entry
Cellular component (GO): membrane
Molecular function (GO): store-operated calcium channel activity
Source: RefSeq, a predicted model, not a curated record
AGGGUUACCGAACCGCAAUCUUAGUGGUUAGUUAGUCAUGUUUCAGUUUGAGAAUGUCACAACGGGUUGAAGGGAUCUGGGAGACGUACACAGGGUAAUAAGAUACAAAAACGUCCGUCGUUUUAAAGAUUAGGCUAUUUUACAAACAUUUGAACCACCUUCGAAACCAGCGCGAUGAGUUUGAACGAGCAUUCGCUUCAAGCUCUGUCAUGGAGAAAACUUUACUUGAGUCGAGCUAAACUCAAAGCGACGAGCCGAACCUCUGCGCUGCUCUCCGGCUUCGCAAUGGUAGCAAUGGUGGAAGUCCAGUUGGAGGAAGAUCACGUGUAUCCUGACGGCUUACUGAUCGCUUUCAGCGCUUGUACAACAGUGCUGGUUGCCGUCCAUCUCUUUGCUCUGAUGAUCAGCACGUGCAUCCUGCCCAACCUGGAAGCUGUGAGCAACAUCCAUAACCUCAACUCCAUCAAAGAAUCGCCGCACGAGCGGAUGCACUUCCACAUCGAGCUGGCCUGGGCUUUCUCCACCGUCAUUGGUACCCUUCUCUUUCUCGCAGAGGUGGUCCUUCUCUGCUGGGUGAAGUUCCUCCCUCUGAAGAAUAAAAAGCCGGUCCCUAAUGAGAAGAACGUUACCGCCGAACCUCCAGGUAUAAGCCCAGGGGAAGCCGCAGCGAUUGCCUCUACCACCAUCAUGGUACCCUUUGGUCUGGUGUUUAUUGUUUUCGCGGUGCAUUUCUACCGUUCUCUGGUGAGUCACAAAACGGACCAGCAGUUCAAGGAGCUGGAAGCUCUGUCCAACAUCACACGGCUGCAGAACCAGCUGGAUCACAGGGGAGACGCCUUCAACAUGCAGACUUCUUCAGCACCUUUUAUUGCCUAGUUAAAGCACUUUAGAUGUGCCAGAUCAUAUUUCUCUAAAAUAAGGAAUGGCAUCAUCACUGAAUGGACACUAUGUGGUUCCAAUCAGAUUUUAUAUUAUGAUAGUGUCAAUAUAGACGGUUUCAGCGUCAACAACAUUAACAAAUGUUAUUUGGCCCAAACUUAACUUCUGUUAAAACAACCGUGAAAAAUCUAUAAGUGUUGAGUAGUUUUAAAUUAAUUUAAUACAAUUAAUAUACAAUAAAAUAUGAAUAUAAAUGAUUUUAUAACCAAACACAGACCGGAUGUUAACUUCGGGCCAGGUGUGUACAUCUGAUGAAGCCGUCUAUAGGUGUAAACAACGUGAUACCGUUGGGUACCGUGUUUUUCAAUGCAGCAAGUGUUGUCAUUCACUUUGUUUGUCUUUAUUUAUCUGCAUUCUGCACCAAUGUUGAAAUUUUCAUAUGUGCAUCCUCAAAUGAGAGCUAUUUGGUUAUGAAUAUGAAUGAAAAGGUCAAAACGUCUUCAAAGUGUCUUUUUGCUCAUUUUAAAAAGUGCCAUUCCAUAGUGCAGUGGUUCUCAAACUUUUUUAUUUUAAGGCCCCCUUUGUGUAGAAUGCAUUGCUUUGCGGCCCCCCAAAUAAAGACAGAUAAUCUUAAACUUAGAAUUUUUAUUAAACCAAAAACAUAUUCAGUUAUACAAUGCUAGAACAUCAAUUUGUUUGGUUGGUGGUCUUAUUAUCUUUUUAUGUUUGAUUGAAUAAAAUCUAUGAUGAAUUUCUAUAUUUCAUAAAAUGCCACAAAAUCGUUGGCCCAUCAGAUCCAUCUUCGGGCCCCAAAGUUUGAGAUCCACUGCCAUAGUGGACUAUGGAAUUGAGGAUUAACUUAAAAAAGAGCAGUUUUGUGAUUUAUCCAAAUGUUUAUCUAUUGUCCUCGUUUCAGUCAACUAUUUGUUCAGGACAAAUAAAACACCCUUAUAUGUUGCUGCUCUUUAAGCCCAAAGCAUUUGCUACUGGAUAAAGACCAAAACAGUGCUUUUAAAAUAGCGUUAUUUUGACAAAAUAUUUGAUGCAUGUUUUGAGUGUGUAAAUACAAAAUGUACAUUGACUUAUUUCGGAGAUAUUUUAUCUUAGGUUUUUUGGUAGAUAAGAAUUUACACUUGUAUAAUUUGUAGGGAUGUAACGAUUCACUGCCAGUUGGUAUUUAUUGAAAAAAAGCCAAUCUAGGAAAAGGACAGACAAGUAAAGUAUUCUGAGAUCGAUAUCAUGAAUCGUAUAUUACAACAUGAGCUGAGUGAAUUGCUUCAUCCCUAAUAAUUUGUUUACAUGGAUUGUCUUUUACUAAGAAUAACAUAUUUUAUAGGUUUUUGCACAUCUACUGUACAGUGGUCUCAAAAAAAACCACUUAAAAUGUAUGCAUGAUUUUACAACAAAAUCAUACACCAACUUCAUUUUUUUUAAUUCACAAAAAAGGAUGAUAUACAGUAAAAUAUAAAUUAUGAAACAACAGACAAAUUGUUCAAUAUUAGGAUUAAGAUAUUAGAUAAUAACCUGUUUUACAUAAUCUGUUAGAACUGUAUGAUUUUACUAAUUUAAUCUGUAGUGACAUUUUAUUUGGAACCACUGUGUUUGCAUGUUUGAUGAUUACUCUUGUGUGCAUGCAUAAACUGUAUCUUAGUUUUUCUGCUAUUGCAGCAGUUAUUUAAAAAAGAAUUAUAUUGAGUUUUAUAGAAUACAUAAAUAUUCAUACUUUUGUGCAUUCGAUUUGAUCUGUGACUAGAUGAAAAUCUUUGGUUGAGAGGAUUGGCUCAGUUUUAUCCUCUACUUAAACAAAAUUACACUCAACAAAUGGUUAGAUGUGUACUAUUCACAAUUUCUUCAACUGGGAAGAUUUUACUGGUAUGCCUAAUAUUUUUUAGUUUAGAUGUUAUUUCUUUGGUAGUUUGCAUUUGUACAGGUCUUUGCUAAUGAAAAUACUAGUCACAAAGAGUUUUUGUGCAUUUGUUUUGAAGCUGUAUGUGUAUAAACUGCUAAUCUCAUGUAUUUUAAACGUCCGGUUUAGUGGAGGGUAAAGAAAUGCUUAUGUCUUUUUAAACAGUCUCCAAGACGUUCUCAUCGAUGUUUCAUUGUCAAGUACUACUAGAAUGAGAAAAAAAUAAAAAUGCACAAAGUGUGA